AUGGUCUAUCCCCGCGCCCGAGUUCCGAUGGAUCUGCGACACAUCCCUCGAUCGAGGGACUUUGACUCCAAUUCUCUUCGUCUCUUAUCCCGACAAGCCACCGUCGAGCGGGACUCCUUUGGAUCUCAGCGGUCCGAGUCUCUUGGAGUCCGUGACCAUCGCCCCGUCGAGGCGACUUCGCCGUUUGCUCGCACUCGACGACCGUGUGUCCCACUCGCACCGCCCUCCUCGUUCCCGGCCAUUCUUCGUCCUCCGGCCGUUCGACUCGCCAAUCCGGUGAACCACGUCCCGCGCAUCACCCCAAUCACCAUCGCGGCCCACCCCUCGGACGAGAGCCUGCCCCGAGGUCUGCCGCGCGACGCCUUCCCCCUCCUGACCGUGCCUGAACGUCGGCGUAGUCGCUUGACUCCAUCGCCCAUCUCGCCGACCAGCUUGACCGUCGAGCGCAGCCAAGGAGAGACGGAGAGUGGACACACCAGCAUCGCCUUACCCCCGCGGGUCCAGCGUAACGAUUCCUUUCUCUCUACCGACAUGGCCUUUGCAGGGAGCGCCGCCCGAGAGGUAGAGAAUCUGCGCCCACCGGAGGAGGUGCAUCUCGGGCAAGAUGGCCAUCGUCGCCGGGAGGAAAAUCGACCUCCCCGCCACGCCCCCUCGCAGACCUCUCUCCGUUCCCAAUCCCAGAUCGCCUCGGUGCCCUCCAUCACAGGCCAGCCGCCUCCCGACGUCGCCGACGAACUGGCAUGGGGCCCUGCGCACCCAUGCUAUCCGCACUUCAACCCCCACGUCCCUAUCGGCUCGCAGGAAUAUCUCACCACCCGUGUCAUUCGCAUCCGCCGGGACUGGAUGAUCAAGGGGGACCUGGCGCCCACCUUGUCCAACCUCUAUCCGGAGAUCCUGGACCCCUUGUUGCCGGAGCAAGAGUUUCGCCGCGUGAUUGCGACCAUCAACGAGGGCCUGAUCCAGGCCUUUGACCCGUUUAGCGUCCGAAACUGGUUGGACGGGGCCCUGGGACUCUUGACGGGGUGGAUCUGGGAUGAUCUCAAUGCCCCGGGUGUCAAACGCCAGCUGCAGCAGGUGGAAUCCUGGAUCGAGAGCUGGAAUCGGGACGUCGGCGCCAAAGACGGAGUGCAUAUCUGGAGUCUUCGACGGACCGCGUACAUGUCUUUGGACAUACAGAUCCCCGAUCCCAAAGUCGGCAUUGCGCCGAGUGAAGGUCCCUCGAUGCCCAAUACCAGACCCAGCACGGGGGUAGGGCCGGGCGUUUGA
Penicillium oxalicum is the source of this 1266-nucleotide messenger RNA. Its product is annotated as ERF4 family protein. Lineage: Eukaryota; Fungi; Ascomycota; Eurotiomycetes; Eurotiales; Aspergillaceae. Gene Ontology annotation, cellular component: endoplasmic reticulum palmitoyltransferase complex; extrinsic component of endoplasmic reticulum membrane. The transcript is spliced from 2 exons. Bases 1 to 1266 code for a protein of 421 amino acids. The record is from RefSeq and is a predicted model, not a curated record. Gene Ontology annotation, biological process: peptidyl-L-cysteine S-palmitoylation; protein targeting to membrane.